AUGAUCUCGGUACUUGAGCCGAUGCGAAUUCUGCCACCGCUCAACGUCAUCGGCCGAUUUGUAAAGAAACAGAUCAAUCCACAUUGGCUGCUCUCUACCAGGUCAAACAUGAUGCGCCCACGCCCAUCGGUCUGCAGCCGGUGUCUCGAUCGCAGUCGGACUUUCUCAACUACAGCACAGCGUACACAAAAUAGUCACAAUGUACCCCUCCCGCCGUCAGCUGGGUAUAGCCGACUUACAAACCGCGGAUUGAUCUCCGUCACCGGCAUCGACAGCACCACCUUCCUCCAGGGAUUAAUGACGCAGAACAUGCUAGUGGCCAACGAUCCUCAACGAAAUAUCCGUCGAACAGGCGCAUACACUGCCUUCCUCAACUCCCAAGGCCGAGUCCUCAACGACGCCUUCGUUUACCCGUUACCCGGCGCCGAGGCCCAGGGCCCAGACUCAGGCUGGCUAGUAGAGGUGGACAAGGACCAGGUCCCGGUCCUUCUUAAGCAUCUCAAAAAACACAAAUUGCGCGCGAAGCUCAAGCUUCGCGCUUUGGAAGAAGGCGAGCGCACCAUUUGGUCUUCGUGGAAGAAUCAUGCGGAACCCCAGCGCUGGGCUGCUUAUAGUCUGGAAUCUGAUUCUGCAUCUCCUUUUUCUGUGACCUCCGAAAUCGCCGGGUGUAUCGACACACGUGCCCCGGGCUUCGGUUCUCGCAUCAUCACGCCUGGCUCGGACGGCUUGCGCACACAUCUUCCGGACGAGGCGCAGGUUCCCGGGUCCGAAGUCGAGCUGGACUCAUAUACAGUCCGUCGGUUCCUUCAUGGUGUCGCAGAAGGCCAGGCGGAGGUACUCAGUGGAUCCGCCCUGCCGCUACAGUGCAAUAUGGACAUGUCCCGCGGUAUUGACUUCCGCAAGGGGUGUUAUGUCGGACAAGAGUUGACGAUUCGCACCCAUCACCGCGGUGUGACCAGAAAGCGUCUUUUGCCGGUUCAGUUGUACGAUUUGGCUUCGGAUACGCAAAACGGACCGGAAACUCUGACAUACGAUCCAUCCGCGCAACUCACUCUGCCUCCGGGUGAAUCGGAUAUUGUCAAGGCCGGUGCCGCUACCCGCCGAAAUCGCAGUGCGGGGACUUUCUUGAAUGGAAUUGGAAACAUUGGGCUGGCGCUUUGCCGUCUUGAAGUCAUGACCGAUGUUGCCCUUAUGGGUGAGACUCCUGCCCGGCCCCACGAACAUCAGUUCAAGCUUUCGUGGACCCCAGAGGUAGAACAACCCAAUGAGGUUGGUGUUCGUGCUUUUGUUCCACCGUGGCUACGAGAUUUCAUUUCUGGUGGUAAAGAAGAGAAGCCUGCUCCGCGAAACAUCGAGGCUGAAGUUGCGCAGCGAGCGAGGGAGUUUGUUGAGCGGCUCGAAGAAGAAGAACAUGAAGAAGAAGAAAAUGGAGCUCACAAACAAUGA
This is a messenger RNA of Penicillium olsonii, 1446 nucleotides long. The record is from the annotation of a GenBank genome assembly. Lineage: Eukaryota; Fungi; Ascomycota; Eurotiomycetes; Eurotiales; Aspergillaceae.